Sarcophilus harrisii (Tasmanian devil) is the source of this 2735-nucleotide messenger RNA. It is a transcript of the gene NFE2, whose product is annotated as nuclear factor, erythroid 2. Bases 1141 to 2391 code for a protein of 416 amino acids. NCBI's taxonomy places the organism in Eukaryota, Metazoa, Chordata, Mammalia, Dasyuromorphia, Dasyuridae. Gene Ontology annotation, cellular component: nucleus. The transcript has 3 exons. Gene Ontology annotation, molecular function: DNA-binding transcription factor activity, RNA polymerase II-specific; RNA polymerase II cis-regulatory region sequence-specific DNA binding. The record is from RefSeq and is a predicted model, not a curated record. Gene Ontology annotation, biological process: regulation of transcription by RNA polymerase II.
ACACCCUUUCUAUUUGGAGUGAUCCUUUUCACCAUCUGUCCACUCCUUUUUUCUCCCCACUUCAUUGGGUCUCAACCACCUGUUUUCUGAAAUUGAAAGCCCUAAGGGCCAAUGAGGAUAAACAUAUUUUUGAGGGGACUCUUGACUAUCACCAGGUUAGUUGGGGGAAGGGGGAGAAAAAAUUACCCCUUCCUCACCACCUGGCUCAAAUCCCUUAAUUUCCCCUUGCAGAAAGAUGGUAGAAAUGACCAAGAGAUAAAUCCCCAUUUUCCUGAGGAAUGGGGAGGACAGAACUUCAGGGAAAUGGGCCCAAAGGGAAAGAACACUAAAGCCAAAGGAGAGAGAAAAAUCAGAAAAAUUUAGAUCUUGGGGUUCCAAGGGACCUUAAGACAUCAUGUCUUUUUACUCACAAGGGCAUUAUCUGCAUUUAAAGAUGAGGCAAUAGAACAUCUGAGGGUUUCAAUGACAUGCCCAAGUUUAUACCGGCAGUUACUGGUAGAGAAGGAAGCACAUUCUAGGUCUUCUGCUCACUGACCCCUGAAGGAGGCAAAGGCAGAAACCCCUUCCCAGAGAAACAGAGAGGGAGAGAAAGAGGGGCUUGGGGGGGGGGGUAGGAUAAGGGAAAGAGGGGGCAAAUCUAUGAAGAGCCAUUCCCCCAACCCCUCUCACUUUUCCUCUGUGUUACCACCCUUAAAGGGACUCAGGAGUGACUGUUCUUCAUUCACAUUGCUUUUACACAAUUUCCGGCCAGAAGCCAAAGUAGAGGGCCAGAGGUUGGGGGUUCCGGUGUUGAAAUGGCAUCAAGAACAGGACACAAACACCCCACCCACUUGGCCCAGGACACAUAGGGGUUCAUCCUAUGACUACACCCAGCCUGAACCCAAGGAGGCAUUUCUCCAGCUAGGCCUAUGGACACUGACAAGGAGGAGGUUGGAAGGGAGGCAAUGAUACUGGGAGGAAGGGGGAAGAUAACACAGGAUGGGGAGUCAUAGGGUCAGUGUUCACAUCCCAGAUCUGUCUAUUUUCUGUGGGAGCUUGGGCACAUCUAAGCUAUCUAGUCUUUCGCUUCCUCCAUUAUAAAAGGAGAGGGUUGGACCAAAUGACGUGUCUAAGGUUGCUUCAGAUAUAAGCUAUGAUUCUAUGAUGCUCAGGACAGGGGACACUAGAAGAGAGGGACAUGAACAGAGAAGGCCAAUAGGGAAAGAAGGUUGCUUGGGUGAUCUUGGCCCCAGGGGAGCCUUUCCUGGCUCCUGGCCUGGUAGGAUGCCCCCGUGUCCUCCACAGCAGAGCAGGAACCGGGCUACACUACUCACUGCCCCAGAAGUGGGAGAGAUGGAGCUGACUUGGCAAGAAAUUAUGUCUAUCACAGAGUUGCAGGGCCUUGAUAUGCAAAAUGAGCCAACCUUUGAGUCCCCAGUGCCAUAUCCUGGGCCUGCACCUCCCCCUGCUUAUGGACCUUGCCCAGUUCUCCCCGACACUGGCAGCCACCUCACUUCACCCUAUGAGGGUCUCUACCAGGACUUCCCCCCACCUUCAGCUCUAGUUCCAGACUCUCCCUAUGCAUAUGGCAGCUUGGCCCUUCCUGUUUCCAAACCCAUGACUCUCUCAGGACUCCUCAGCGACCCUCUCCCCAAGUCCCUGUCCCUGCUGGACAUGGGACUGCCUGUGGGACCCACCAAACCGCAAGAAGAUCCUGAAUCUGACUCUGGUUUAUCCCUCAACUACAGCGAUGCGGAAUCUCUAGAGAUGGAGGGAAUAGAGGCUGGGAGACAGAGGGGAGAGUAUGUAGAUAUGUUCCCAGUUGAGCACCCCUACCCACUCAUGCCUACCUCUCUAGUCCACUCCAACUAUCCUCUGCCACCUCCUGAGACUCACUUGACUUUUGAACCCACGAUGUGCCCUGGAAGGGCCAAACCCUCAGGGAGAGGGGAGUCGGGAAGUAGGGAUGAGCGCAGGGCUUUGGCCAUGAAAAUCCCUUUUCCCACUGAGAAAAUUGUCAACUUACCCGUGGAUGAUUUUAAUGAGUUGGUGGCUAGGUAUCCGCUGAGUGAAAGCCAGCUGGCCUUAGUCCGGGACAUCCGACGGCGGGGCAAAAACAAGGUGGCUGCCCAGAACUGUCGCAAAAGGAAGCUGGAGACUAUUGUGCAGUUAGAACGAGAAUUGGAGAGGUUGGGCACCGAGCGGGAACGGUUGCUCAGGGCCCGAGGGGAGGCCAACCGGACUCUGGGGGCCAUGCGCCAGCAACUGGCAGAGCUCUAUCGAGAUGUCUUCCGGAGACUGCGUGAUGAAGCUGGAAAUGGCUACUCCCCAGAAGAGUAUGCCUUGCAACAGGCUGCUGAUGGUGCCAUCUUCUUGGUGCCCAGGGGAGUCAAGAUGGAGACUUCAGACUGAAUGGGGGAAGAGAAAGUAGGAGGGAAAAGAAAUUGGAGGUCACGUGCAUUUCCUUCUUCCCCCUUCUUAGAUGGGUGCUCCUCAAACGUGGUCCUUCCAGACAGAGGUUGGAGAAUUAUUUGGAACGUUUGGGAAGAAGGAGAUCUCUGGGGAAGUGAAGGGUAGGGGUACAACCAGGAAUGCCAUGGUGGUAACUCCAGGAGAGCCUGGUUUGGGGUAUAUAGGGGGCCUGGAAGCUGUUUGCUCUCUUCCUAAUCAUCCCCCUCACUUCAAUUCCCCAGAUGGAUCCCUGCAUCGCCAAGGACUCAGAUUAAGCUUUGAAAGAUAAAGCAUGAUACAAAAAA